AUGACAUUACAACUAGCUGACAGAUCCAUGAAGUAUCCCUAUGGUGUGGCAGAGGAUGUCUUAGUUAAGGUUGACAAAUUUAUGUUCCCAGUUGAUUUUGUGGUGAUGGAUAUUGAGGAAGACACUGAAGUUCCUCUAAUACUGGGAAGACCUUUCAUGAAGACAGCCAAGGUCAUUAUUGACAUUGAUGAUGGCAAAUUGAAAGUCAGGGUGCAAGAUGAUGAAGUCAACUUUAAUGUAUUUGAAGCAAUGCAGCACCUAAAGGACAAUCAACAAUGCUUCAGGAUGGAUGUGAUAGAUGAAAUUUUUUUGUCAUCCAGAAAGCAAUUGACAAAGGCAAGCCCAUUGGAAAAAGCUUUGAUUGGUGCUUGUGAUGAUCUGGAGGAUGAUGAAGAAAAGAAAGUUGAUGAAUACUUGACACAUCUGAAUUCAGCAAAAGAAAUUGCAUCAAAUGAUAUACAACUUGAGAAAUUGCAACAAGAAAAUAGAACUGAAAGUCAGAAGCUGGAGCUAAAGGUAUUACCUCCUCAUUUAAAAUAUUUUUUUCUUGCAGAUAGAGGUAACAAACCAGUGGUGAUCAGUAGUGCUUUAACGGCUUUUGAAGAGGAAAAGUUGAUUUCAGUUCUUAAGGCCAAUAAAGGUGCAAUAGGUUGGACUUUAUCUGAUCUCAAAGGAAUUAGUCCAUCCUACUGUAUGCACAAAAUUCACAUGGAGCAAGAUUACAAGCCUGUAGCACAACCUCAGUGGCGAUUGAAUCCAACCAUGAAAGAGGUGGUCAAGAAAGAAGUAAUGAAAUUGCUUGAUGCAGAAGUCUUUAUGGAUGACUUCUCUGUAUUUGAGGCUUCAUUUGAUCAAUGCCUGGAAAACUUAAACAUCUUACUGAAGCAGUGUGUUGAUACCAAUCUGGUUUUGAAUUGGGAAAAGUGUCAUUUUAUGGUUACUAAAGGUGUGGUGUUGGGCCACAAAAUCUCUGCUAAAGGUAUUGAAGUUGACAAAGCUAAAGUGGAGAUCAUUGAAAAGCUACCACCACCCAAAAAUGUGAAGGGUAUCAGGAGUUUUCUAGGCCAUGCUGGGUUCUACGAUUCAUCAAAGAUUUCUCCAGAAUUUCCAAACCACUCAAAAUUGGUUUUAGCUCCUGUGAUAAUUGCUCCUGAUUGGAAUUUAGGCUUUGAGUUAAUGUGUGAUGCAAGUGACUAUGUCAUAGGAGCAGUUUUAGGACAGAGAAAAUCCAAAUUUUUCCAUGCUAUACACUAUGCUAGCAAAGUCCUUAAUGAAGCUCAAAUUAAUUAUGCAACAAUUGAAAAGGAAUUGCUAGCUAUAGUUUAUGCAUUGGAAAAAUUUAGAGCAUAUUUGAUUGGUUCAUCUGUCACUGUAUAUAUUGAUCAUGCUGCAAUUAAAUAUUUGUUAACCAAAUCUGAUUCAAAACCAAGACUAAUUAGAUGGAUCUUAUUGUUGCAGGAAUUUGAUUUGGUGAUCAAGGACAAAAAGGGAAGUGAAAACUUUGUAGCUGAUCAUUUGUCUAGACUGGUGAAUACUGAGGUGACCAACACUCAAUCAGAGGUGUAG
Molecule: messenger RNA, 1566 nt
Organism: Vigna unguiculata (cowpea)
Lineage: Eukaryota; Viridiplantae; Streptophyta; Magnoliopsida; Fabales; Fabaceae
Source: RefSeq, a predicted model, not a curated record